AUGGCGGUCGCGAGCAGCACGACAUCCUCGCUCACCUCGACGUCGCAUACCCUCUCACACGCCCCGGCCAUGGCGCAAUCCGUCGUUCAAUCUGAGAGCGUUUCGGCCACUACGGUGUUUCUCGACUCGACGUUCCCCUCCAAUCGGCACGCCUUCCUCCAGCCGUCACCCCUACUCCCAACAGGGUCUCUCCAGCUAGCCAAGGAGACACUCGAUGCGCUAGCCGGCCAGGUCGCUGACCAGCAGCAGCAGAGGUUACGGGAUGCAGGCAAGAAGCGGAAGCGAGAUGGCAACCAGGAUAAGGCCGCAGUCUUGAAGAUUAGGAAACUGCACGUUGACGGUUUCGAGACGGGCCAGGUGUGGCAGCAAGCCAAAAAGAUCAUCACCAGCGCCCUCCAGGAGUCUACCCGGGUUCUUGAGGAGCUUGAGGAGAACGAAGCGGUUGUGCAGGGUUUGGGAGAUAACGCGGAGGACACCACGGCCAUUGAAUUUGGUGAGGACGGCUUCGAAAUCAGCUCCGGAGAAGAUGAGUCUGCCAGUGACGGCGACACCGAAGAGUCGGAUGACGAAGGUGCAAGCCAAGUUGACGAAGACGAGGAUAUGGUCGACAUGGAGGCUGAGGACGACGAAGAGGAAGAGGAUGCCGAUGAAGAGGCACUAGAUGCUGAGGAAGAUGGGGAGGAAGAAGAAGGAGAAGACGACUACGACGACGAGCCCGAAGAAGAGCUUGUCGAGGAUCCGAAUGGACUCAACGAUGGUUUCUUCUCGAUAGACGACUUCAACAAACAAACACAAUGGUUUGAGGACCAAGACGCACGCGCGGACCCGAAUACGGAUCACUUCAGUGACGACGAGUCGGUCGACUGGCAUGGCGAUCCUUUCUCAGCGAAAAAGCCCCGCAAGAAGAGGGAUGCGGGUGACGAUGACGAGUCGGAACCGGAUAUGGACGAGGAUGAGGACGAGGACGAGGCAGGGCCCGCGCUGAGCAAGAAGGACCUAGAAGACCUGGACGACGAAGACGAUGAGGAUGACGGGGGGAACCUAGACGAUGAUCUCAAUGACAUGGGUCUCGAUCUCACCGCCAACGACAUCUACUACAAGGACUUUUUUGCCCCGCCGAGGAAAAAGAAGAAGCCCGGCAGCUUCAAAAAGCGCCAGGAUUUCCCUGAAGCUUCAAGACCGGACGAAGCCGACGUUGAGAGGGCUGAGAACGAUGUCCGUCGCGAUCUCUUCGACGAUUUGUCCGAGAGGUCCGAUUCUGAGGAUGCGCUCUCUGAUGUCUCGGCUGGUGACCCUCGGUCACGCCGCUCGGCUCACGAACGGAGACAAGCCAAGGUGGCGGCGGAAAUACGAAAGCUUGAAGGCGAGUUAGUUGCCAAGCGGGCUUGGACACUUUCUGGCGAAGCCACCGCAGUCGACCGGCCGCUCAACUCGCUGCUGGAAGAAGACAUGGACUUUGAGCAUGUCGGCAAGCCAGUCCCCGUCAUCACCGAAGAAGUUUCCGAAUCCAUCGAAGAGCUCAUCAAGCGCCGCAUCCUCGCCCAAGAAUUCGACGAGGUGCUUCGCAGACGCCCGGACACCCUCGGUAACCCAAGCGACGCGCGCCGCGGCCUUGUCGACGUGGACGAUACCAAGGGCAAGCAAAGUUUGGCCGAGAUCUACGAGGAGGAGCACGUCAAGAAGUCGAACCCCGACGCCUACGUCAGCCAAGCCGAUGAAAAGCUGCGCCGUGAUGAGGAGGAGAUCAAGAAUAUGUGGAAGGAGAUCAGCGCCAAGCUCGACGCGCUCAGCAGCUGGCACUACAAGCCCAAGCCUGCCGCGCCGACGCUCACUGUCGUUGCUGAUGUUGCGACUGUCGCAAUGGAAGAUGCGCAGCCCACGACCGCCCAGGGCGUGGCCGGCGGCGAGAGCAUGAUCGCACCGCAAGAGGUGUACGCUCCCAGCAAGGAUACUGCUGAGAAGGGUGAGGUGGUGGCCAAGAGCGGGCUGCCAGUAGCCAAGCAAGAGAUGAGCCGCGAGGAGAAGCUGCGGAGGCGCCGGCGUGACAAGGAGCGCAUUCGCAAGGCCGGUGGCACCGAUGCGGGCAAACAAACGAGUAAGAAGGCUCAGGCGCAGCGCGAGACGAUGGGUGAUCUGAAGAAGGGUGGGGUCAAGGUUAUCAACCGCAAGGGAGAGGUAGUGGGCUUGGAUGGGAAGAAGGUGGUGGAGCAAAAAGGGCCGCAAAGUAGCGGGGCGUUUAAGCUGUGA
Molecule: messenger RNA, 2247 nt
Organism: Chaetomium globosum CBS 148.51
Lineage: Eukaryota; Fungi; Ascomycota; Sordariomycetes; Sordariales; Chaetomiaceae
Exons: 1
Coding region: 1-2247 (748 amino acids)
Biological process (GO): rRNA processing
Cellular component (GO): small-subunit processome; sno(s)RNA-containing ribonucleoprotein complex; nucleus
Source: RefSeq, a predicted model, not a curated record